This is a messenger RNA of Mugil cephalus (flathead mullet), 2335 nucleotides long. RefSeq names its product zinc finger protein 260-like. The record is from RefSeq and is a predicted model, not a curated record. Bases 129 to 2273 code for a protein of 714 amino acids. The transcript has 7 exons. NCBI's taxonomy places the organism in Eukaryota, Metazoa, Chordata, Actinopteri, Mugiliformes, Mugilidae.
UAUUUCGGAGAGACUGCUUCACGUGUUUCCUCCUUAUCGAGCCGCUACCAAGCAGAUGUUUUCCCUUCGUUCGUUCGCCACUUCCAUUUGUUCGAGGUUUCCAGGAGUGACUUUGCACUUCCUCCGUUAUGGAAAGCUCCUGUCAAGUGGAAAACACAGAUAUAUUCCUGCCGUUGUCGUCCCUAAGGCUGCUGAUCCCCCCUCUGCGGCUGCUCUCUGCGGCGAUGUGGCAGGUGGCUCAGCGGAGGGACGUUCUCGACUACGAGAAGCUUGAUGAGUUCGUGUCGCUGGUGACGGCCACGGUCCCAGACCUGCUCAGCCCCAAGCAACGGGGAAAGCUGCUCCUCCGGCUGCGAGCGAAGAUCAUUCUGGAGUUGUGCAGAAAUGAGGAAACGGCCAACGUCUUGUGUGUUCAGCCUCACCUGGAGCGAAUACGCCCGUCAGGAUACACAGGAAGUGGGGACGCAGAGGUGGAUGCAGAGGAAACCAUUUUUGUGGAGCUAACCCAAACACUGCUGAAUGACCCAGCAGAGAGGCAACAUUUUUACCAGGAGGUGUUUCCAACAGAAUACGGUCCCAACUAUGACACUGACAUGCAGCUUCUCGUGUGGGAGUUUCUUUCCAAACUGGAAAGACUCCUGCCGGUACCAGACCUCGGUCAGGCUGUUUCAUGGCUGACCUCUGCCCCCUCCGUACUGAAGGACUGCUUGCAGGCGCUCUCCACUCCUGACGACCUGACGUCUCUGCUGCAGCACCACAAAAGCCUCAAGCACCUCGGCGCACAAGGCACCACGGUGGAGAUGUCCACCCAGGUCUUCGCCUGCUCCGAGUGUCCGUUCUUCCACAUGCAGGAGUCCUACCUGCUGCAGCACAUCGAGCGCAGUCACCCUGAACAGUACAGCAAGCUCCAGGGGGCUGCCGAGCCCGAGCCCGAGGCCCCCAAGAAGAGGCUCCAGCGUCCUCAGUUCCCGCAGCCCUUCCCCAUCCACGACCGACCCGACCCGCACACGUGCCAGGAGUGCGGCAAGACAUUCACGCGUGCCUCAGACGUGACUCGCCACCAGCGGACACACACGGGCGAGCGCCCCUACACCUGUGAGGAAUGUCACAAGGGCUUCAAGAACUCAUGGGAUCUGACCAGACACCAGCGCAUCCACACAGGAGAGCGGCCCUUCCUCUGCUCCCAGUGCGGGAAGCGCUUCACCCAGAUGGGGCUGCUCAAUCUGCACUUGGAACGAACCGGGUGCGGCCAGAUCUGUAACCCUCCUCUGGACGUGUCGACGGAGGUGGUGGUGGCGGAAGAGGCGUCGGAGGAAGGGGGCGGUCGGUACAAGUGCCAGAAGUGCGGCGACAGCUUCGGCAGCAUCCUGGACCGACUGAGGCACAGGCAGACGCACGUGGUGAGGCGCCAGUACAAAUGCUCUUCGUGCGACAAGAUCUACAGCCGGGCGUCGGACCUCCAGAGGCACCAGAUGAAACACACAGGUGAGCGACCGUUUGCCUGCGAGUGUGGCAAAAGCUUCACACACGUGUGGCUUCUCAACAAGCACCGGCAGAUCCACACGAGGGAGCGGCCGUACCCCUGCACGGAGUGUGGCAAGAGCUUCACGCAGCCCCAGAUCCUCAACAGGCACCUGCUGACUCACAACGGCCAGCGGCCUCACCGGUGCUCGUACUGCGAGAAAUGCUUCGCCCAGCUGGCAAGCCUCACGCGCCACGAGAGGGUCCACACGGGCGAGAGGCCGUACCCCUGCCCCGCCUGCGAGAAGGCGUUCCUCACACACGGAGAGCUGGUGAGGCACCAGCGCAGCCACAGCAACUCCAGACCCUUCAGCUGUCCUCAGUGCCCCAAGAGCUUCAAAACCAAGCGCGCCCAGAGCGAACACCUGAACACGCACACGGGCGAGCGUCCCUUCGCGUGCGCCUGCUGUUUGAAAAGGUUCGCCAAGUCCACCUCGCUCGUGCGGCACAAUCUCACCCACACGGGGGAGCGACCCCAUCGCUGCCCCCAGUGCGGGAAGACCUUCCUCACGUCCGGCGAGCUGCUCCUCCACAGGCGCAUCCACACGGGCGAACGGCCGUAUCCCUGCUCCUACUGUGAGAGGAGGUUCAGGUGCUCCUCGGACCUCAACAUGCACGUCCGGACGCACACAGGAGAAAAGCCGCACGGCUGCCUGUUCUGUAAGAAGGGCUUCUCCACGUCCACGAGGCUGAAGAGACACAUGCGCACGCACACGGAUAAGGGCACAGUCGUUGAAUCGUUAAGUCUUUGAGCUGGAAGUGUAUUUAUAUAUUAACGGAACCGUUGCCAUUGAAAAUUAAAACAGUCUUUAAU